UAUUUCGUGAUCGUCCUAGCUGUGGGACUUUGGUCUAUGUGGAAGACCAAGAGAGACACCGUCCAAGGCUACUUCCUGGCUGGAGGGGACAUGACAUGGUGGCCGGUGGGAGCUUCUCUCUUUGCCAGUAACAUAGGGAGUGGGCAUUUCAUUGGCCUGGCUGGAUCAGGAGCAGCUGUGGGGAUUUCUGUAACAGCAUAUGAGUUUAAUGGGAUCUUUUCUGUGCUGAUGCUGGGCUGGAUCUUCCUUCCUAUCUACAUCUCUGGAGGGGUCACCACCAUGCCUGAGUACUUACGAAAGAGAUUUGGAGGGAAACGGAUUUCCUUGUUCUUGGCUGUUCUCUAUUUGUUCAUCUACAUCUUCACCAAAAUCUCGGUGGACAUGUACGCAGGAGCCAUCUUUAUCCAGCAGUCCUUACAUCUGAAUUUGUACCUUGCCGUGGUAGGGCUGUUGGUGAUUACAGCUGUGUAUACAGUGGCAGGUGGCCUGGCAGCCGUGAUCUACACAGAUGCUCUACAGACUGUCAUCAUGCUGGGAGGAGCAUUCACUUUAAUGGGAUACAGCUUUGCUGCAGUUGGUGGUAUGGAGGGGCUGAAGAACAAAUACUUUACAGCUGUGCCCAGCAACAGGAGUGCCAACAGCAGCUGUGGGUUGCCUAGAGAUGAUGCUUUCCAUAUUUUCCGAGAUCCUGUGACUUCUGAUCUUCCCUGGCCAGGGAUCCUUCUUGGAAUGUCAGUCCCUUCACUUUGGUACUGGUGUACUGAUCAGGUCAUCGUCCAACGGUCUCUGGCUGCCAAAAACCUUUCCCACGCCAAAGGGGGCUCGCUGAUGGCUGCAUACUUGAAGGUGCUACCUCUCUUCCUGAUGGUGAUGCCUGGCAUGGUCAGCCGAGUCCUCUUCCCAGAUUUAGUUGCCUGCGGUAGCCCUGAGAUCUGCCAGAGAGUCUGCGGCAACUCUGCCGGAUGCACUGAUAUCGCGUAUCCCAAACUUGUUCUGGAGCUCCUGCCCUUAGGGCUCCGGGGACUGAUGAUCUCUGUGAUGGUGGCCGCACUGAUGUCCUCCCUCACCUCCAUCUUUAAUAGUUCCAGUACCAUCUUCACCAUGGACCUCUGGCUCCAUUUCCGGCCCAAAUCUUCUGAAUGGGAACUCAUGAUUGUGGGCAGAGUGUUUGUGCUGUUUCUGGUUGUGGUGUCCAUCCUCUGGAUCCCGUUGGUGCAGGCGAGCCAAGGCGGCCAGCUCUUCAUUUAUAUCCAGUCCAUCAGCUCUUACCUGCAGCCUCCAGUGGCCGUUGUUUUCAUCAUGGGCUGUUUCUGGAAGCGAACAAAUGAAAAGGGGGCCUUCUGGGGCCUGCUGCUCGGCCUGUGCAUAGGUGUGAUCCGGCUGGUGCUGGACUUCAUCUAUGUGCAGCCUCGCUGUGACCAGGUCGAUGAGCGCCCAGAUGUGGUGAGGUACACUCACUACCUCUACUUCUCCAUGAUCCUGUCUGUCGUCACACUGAUCACUGUGGUCACAGUGAGCUGGUUCACAGAGCCGCCUUCUAAAGAGAUGGUCUCCCGUUUGACAUGGUUCACUCGCCACGACCCCCUGAUCCCGAAGGAACAGGUAUUAGCAGACCCUUUACCUCCAAGCUUCUCUAAGAAUGUGACCCCAGAGGGCAGCAGCACCAGCGCCCACUUUGAGAUCACCCAGGAUACAGCUUCAAAACCUCAAAGGGGCAAUGCUACUGCAAAAUCAUCCAAAGUGAAGAAAGCCAUAAUUUGGCUCUGUGGAAUGGACGCCAAGGCUAGCGAGGCAUCUGUGAAGAAACCUGAACCCAUUGUGGCUUCCUUAGAAGAAACUUCUCUUGUCAAAAGGAUUCUGGAUAUCAACCUGAUCAUCUGUAUCAGCGCUGCCAUUUUUCUUUGGGCUUACUUUGCCUAA
Molecule: messenger RNA, 1920 nt
Organism: Trichosurus vulpecula (common brushtail)
Lineage: Eukaryota; Metazoa; Chordata; Mammalia; Diprotodontia; Phalangeridae
Gene: SLC5A11
Product: solute carrier family 5 member 11
Exons: 15
Coding region: 37-1920 (627 amino acids)
Biological process (GO): transmembrane transport
Cellular component (GO): plasma membrane
Molecular function (GO): D-glucose:sodium symporter activity
Source: RefSeq, a predicted model, not a curated record